AUGAGCCGCGCGUUCGUCGCCGCACCGCGCGCGGUGGCGUCGUCUCGCGCGUCGGCGUCGCGCGACGCGCCGCGGGAGAUGGGUGUGGUUCAAAACGCGCGGCGAACCGUUGGACGCGCGACGGCGAAUGGAUUGCGUCGUCGCGUCCGUCGCCUUCGCCUCCACGCGAGGGACGCGUCGACGACGGCGACGACGUACACCAGUGGGCUCUCCGAGCUCACGUGCUGCGUCGAGGCGGAACAGUUCGAUCGAGCGAUGAUGGAGGAGUUGUUCGACGUCGCGGAUGCGAUGGAACGAGUAAAGCCGGGAAGCCCCGAGUCGGUGAUGCUUCAGGGGUAUCUCAUGAGCACACUGUUCUACGAACCGUCGACGCGGACGAGACUGUCUUUUGAGGCGGCGAUGGGGCGACUCGGUGGAGGGAUCGUGAGCACGGAAUCCGCGGGAGAGUACUCGAGCGCGGCCAAGGGCGAGACGCUCGAGGACACCAUGCGCACGGUUGAGGGAUACUGCGACCUCGUCGUCCUGAGGCACUUCAACCACGGGUCGGCGCGACGAGCGGCGGAUGCGAUCAACAAACCACUGAUUAACGCUGGGGACGGUCCGGGACAGCACCCCACGCAAGCGUUGCUCGACGUGUACACAAUUCGCAGAGAAAUCGGUAGACUCGACGACUUCAAAAUCGCCCUCGUCGGCGACCUGGCCAACGGGCGAACGGUUCGCUCGCUCGCCACCGCGUUGACGCAAUUCAAUAACGUCAAGUUUUACUUUGUCGCCCCGGAGGUUGUGAAGAUGAAGGAUGACAUCAAGCAGUUCCUCACGGACAAGGGUUGCGAGUGGGAGGAGGCGAGCGAUUUGGCGCAAGUCGCGGCGGACGUGGACGUCCUGUAUCAAACGCGAAUCCAGAAGGAGCGCUUCGCCAAUCUCGACGAUUACGCCAAGGCGAGUGGAAAGUACAUAGUGGACAAGUCCAUCAUGGACGCCCUGCCGAAGACAUCCGUUGUCAUGCACCCGCUGCCUCGCGUCGACGAAAUCACCGUGGACUGCGACGCCGACCCUCGAGCGGGGUACUUCCGACAGGCGCAAAACGGUCUGUUCAUCCGCAUGGCGCUCCUAAAGGUGCUCCUAAAGGUUUAA
This is a messenger RNA of Ostreococcus tauri, 1134 nucleotides long. RefSeq names its product Aspartate carbamoyltransferase. The transcript has a single exon. Gene Ontology annotation, biological process: amino acid metabolic process; 'de novo' pyrimidine nucleobase biosynthetic process. Gene Ontology annotation, molecular function: amino acid binding; aspartate carbamoyltransferase activity. Lineage: Eukaryota; Viridiplantae; Chlorophyta; Mamiellophyceae; Mamiellales; Bathycoccaceae. The record is from RefSeq and is a predicted model, not a curated record. Bases 1 to 1134 code for a protein of 377 amino acids.